Sarcophilus harrisii (Tasmanian devil) is the source of this 583-nucleotide messenger RNA. RefSeq names its product C-X9-C motif containing 4 (gene CMC4). The record is from RefSeq and is a predicted model, not a curated record. Lineage: Eukaryota; Metazoa; Chordata; Mammalia; Dasyuromorphia; Dasyuridae. The transcript has 3 exons. The coding region runs from base 24 to 341 and encodes 105 amino acids. Gene Ontology annotation, cellular component: mitochondrial intermembrane space.
ACCUCUGACUCUUGGAAAGUGCCAUGGAAUCUUUAAUGGACAUCGUCGGUCAGAACCUCCGUUUGACAUCCUCACACAAAAAGCCGCACCUCCAGAAAAGAUGCCCUGAUCACCAAGGACUUGUUUUAAUGGAUAUGUCCCAGAAGGAUCCCUGCCAGAAACAAGCCUGUGAAAUACAGAAAUGCUUGCAAGCCAACAACUACAUGGAGUCUAAGUGUGAGGCUGUCAUCCAAGAGUUGCGUAGGUGCUGUGCUCAGUACCCCAAAGGGAGAUCUGUUGUCUGUUCAGGAUUUGAGAAGGAAGAUGAAGAAAGGCAGAAGCUUAAAUCUGCAUCACAGUGAAUUUCUGCUCCAUGUUUUUCAUCCAGGAGAUUUUAUUUGGUCUCCUAAACAGGUUAUAUCUCAGGUAGUCAACAAAAGCCAAAUGGAAAUUUACCUAUAGGUUUACUUAUGAAUAGGCAAAAGAAUAGAAAGAUAGAAACAAAUCUAGCUUGAAACAAUUUAUUAAAAGAGAAAAAUGUCUUUGUUUCACUGUUAACUUUAAAAAAAAAUGGCCUGUUUAAAAUAAACAUGUUUUCAAUGCA